UCGACAGUGUUCAGUCAUGCGCAUAGCUACUGCAAUAGCGAAUGGAAGUGCUUUUCUUCUUUUUCAGAGUUCUCCCUUACCGCGAUUGCUAUGCGCGCGCCAUCAUUCAUCUACCAAAUUGUUCGUCGCAGGGCUUUCCUACGAUACGAAUGAAACUGUUCUGAGAGAUGCAUUUGAGCAACACGGUGUUAUCAUUGAAGUUAAAGUAAUAUGUGAUCAUGUGACUGGGAAAUCAAAAGGAUACGGAUUCGUGCGGUUCACUUCUGAAACCACAGCAGCCACAGCUCGCAAAGAAAUGCACGGCCAGAUACUGGAUGGCAGACUCAUUCGGAUGGUGUUAGUGGCUCAAAGAUUGUAAAGUAGGGUGAGAGAUAGUCAAUUGGGCUUAAUCUUUAACUCCUUCGGAUAUUAAGGUGCUCAUGUGCAUGAGAUUGGUUUUAACUUUUAAGUCUUAAAUUUUUUGGAUAUUAUAUAAUGCAUUCAGCUAUAAAAUUGUUUGAUCAAAUUCCAAUUUAUUACCCUGUGAUUAUAGCUUGAUUAAAGAUAGAUUUCCUACCACUAGAGCUUCAUGUUAUAUUCUUCCUCUUGGAAAUAAUCAUUGUGUAAAAUUAUGGCCAUUCUUAUUCAUUUUGGCGGUGGAGUUUGGAUGGGAAAUACACCUCAAUGCAAUGCUUUCAAUCCUCUUAAGGUUUACCCCUCAUCUUGGAGCCUAUGAUCAACGGAUGCAUAAUCACAGGAAGGGCUCCAAGAUGAGGAGUAAAUCAUCUUGGUAGGAUUGAAAACGUGGGCUGUGUGGUGGAUUUCCCAUCCAAACUCCACCACCAAUACAUACAUUUAAUGAAUAGGCUAAAAGCUGCCAUUAGGUUCCUGCUAGGUUUGACAAUGGAAGGUACUCCCAUAAUUUGAAUAUAUCCAACGAAUGGUGGUGGGAAAUUUACAAAUUUACCUUUACUCCAGCCAUACUCGCCCCGUGAUAAAUUGGAAUUUGCUUAGACAAUGCAGAAUGUAUUAUAUUAUAUCUUAAAUUUUAAGACUCAAAAUAAUCUCAUGCAUAUGAGCACCUUUAUAUUUAUAGGUGUUAAACUUAGGCACACCCUACGUUCCAAAGUUUGAGCAUUGAUGCCAGUCGCUCUGACUUGCUGUGGAUCAUGGUAUCGGUGAUGAUGGUACCAAGUAUUGGUUGGUUACUCAUGGUUAAAAACUCAUGGAGAACCGAGUGGGGUGAAGAAGGGUACAUUAGGAUGCAAAGGGAUGUGGAAGCUGGGGGUGUGGUUGCUUACAUGCCAAACUUAGUACUGCUGUUCCCUAAACUGUUAACUGUGUACUUCUACCUGAGGCCUGAGCUACGUAAUUUUGCGUGCAUUAAUCAGCUCCAUACAUUGCGGUUUCUAUGAUCAGUUGUGCAUAUUCUCUACCUCAACUGGCAUACUUGUCAUUUAUCAAUACAGUGAAGAAAUUAAAAGUAAAUCACUUCGUUCUCCAUUCUAUUUCGUUGAUUAUUUGAUCUUGUCUAUUUUUAGAACAUACAAAUAUUCUUAGCUUUUAGCCAUCCAACGCUAGUUUACUUAA
Messenger RNA from Gastrolobium bilobum, 1569 nucleotides. RefSeq names its product glycine-rich RNA-binding protein 4, mitochondrial-like. The coding region runs from base 17 to 358 and encodes 113 amino acids. NCBI's taxonomy places the organism in Eukaryota, Viridiplantae, Streptophyta, Magnoliopsida, Fabales, Fabaceae. Gene Ontology annotation, molecular function: RNA binding. The transcript has 5 exons. The record is from RefSeq and is a predicted model, not a curated record.